This is a messenger RNA of Mangifera indica (mango), 594 nucleotides long. RefSeq lists its product as uncharacterized. NCBI's taxonomy places the organism in Eukaryota, Viridiplantae, Streptophyta, Magnoliopsida, Sapindales, Anacardiaceae. The coding region runs from base 1 to 594 and encodes 197 amino acids. The transcript is spliced from 2 exons. The record is from RefSeq and is a predicted model, not a curated record. Gene Ontology annotation, molecular function: enzyme inhibitor activity.
AUGGGGAGGGGAUUCCUCGAUAGAAGUGGAGAAGGAGACGGGGACAGGGAUGAAAAAAUUCUUGCAAAUCAGUUACAGCCAGCUCUCGCCCUCCCGACAUCAAGCACCCACAAACCAUCUAGUUUAGUCGAUAGCGUUUGCAAAGAAGCGAACGAACUGGGCCAUUUAAAUUACAACGAUUGUGUUGCCGCUCUUGUGUUCGAUCCUAAAGCCUCGUUUGCAAAGAACAAGAAAUUGUUGGCGAAGAUCGAGCUAAACUUGGCUAUAUCUAAUUCGACAAGCAGCCUAACAUACAUCGAUGCAAUGGCAAAGAAGGAAAAAUCUUCACCCGCACUGAAAUCGGCACUCGAGUACUGCGUUUCACAGUAUCAAUGUACUGUGCAGUGUUUUAAAAUGGCUUUGACGGAUUUGGAUGUUGAUCCUGAGGCUGCAAAUUAUGAUGCGUUUGUUGCUAAUGAUGGUCAAUAUUACUGUGGAGAACAGCUGAAUUCUAGAGGGUCUCAAUCCCAAGUUGUGGAUUCAAUUAAUACUAGAAAUUAUUAUGUGAUGCUGUAUAGUCGCAUUGGACAAAUUAUUACCAAUAAGAUGACCUGA